AUGACAGAGGUGGAAAUUACAGCACAUGUUUCCCACAGUGCAGAUAAACUGAACCUCAGCGGGCUGAACCACACAGAGCUGAGGCGACUCUACUGCAUGAAUGGCGGCUAUCACCUGCAGCUUCUCCCUGAGGGCUCAGUGAGAGGAAGCAGAGAGGAACACGACCCUUACAGUGUGUUGCAGAUUAAAGCUGUGAGUGCUGGAGUGGUGGUCAUUGAGGGAACAGAGGCCAAACGGUUCCUCUCUAUGAGUGAUGAUGGCAAGCUGUACGGAUCACUGUCAGUAACUGAUGAAAGUCACUUCCUGGAGAAGCUGGAGGAGAACAACUACAACACGUACAAGUCCCAAAAGUACGGCCCAAACUGGUAUGUCGGAAUAAAAAAGAACGGAAAACCAAAGCGAGGCUCGAGGACACACACUGGACAACAGGCCAUUUUCUUUCUACCUCAGCAGGAGGAUCAAGGAAGAGACUAA
Molecule: messenger RNA, 474 nt
Organism: Pangasianodon hypophthalmus (striped catfish)
Lineage: Eukaryota; Metazoa; Chordata; Actinopteri; Siluriformes; Pangasiidae
Gene: fgf1a
Product: fibroblast growth factor 1a
Exons: 3
Coding region: 1-474 (157 amino acids)
Biological process (GO): positive regulation of cell population proliferation; regulation of cell migration; positive regulation of protein phosphorylation
Cellular component (GO): cytoplasm
Molecular function (GO): fibroblast growth factor receptor binding; growth factor activity
Source: RefSeq, a predicted model, not a curated record